GGUGUCAGAAGUGGGAUAGUUAGUGAGGUGUUUAAAUAGUGGAAAAUCCCGCCGCACAGCAACGAGCAGCAGAGAACCCGUGGAUGCAGCCUUCGCUACUGUAAGUAAAACAUUUUUUCAUUUACACUUAUACUUGAUAUAUUAUUUAUAUUGCAAAAAUGCCCGAAACUAGAGCCUCCGAAAUCGAAGCACUUAAAGCUGAAUUAGAACAGCUAAGAAUUUUAUUAACGGUUGGGAGUAGCAGCAAAUUCUCUAUUCCCGACCCAAUAAAAAACUUAUCGGAAUUCACCGGUAAUAAGAAGGAACUCUCCAGCUGGCUACGUGAAGUAGACGAGCUGUACGAGAUGUUCAAAAUCAAAGGGGCUAACGGCCAGCCCGACUCAAUUAGCUCUAUGUAUCUUAGAGCAAUAAAAAAUAAAAUUAAAGGGGAUGCCCGCGCGGUAGUAUGCGCAAACGGCGAUCCCGAUACCAUCAGCGGUAUCAAACAGGUGCUCCUCGAGCAAUAUGGGGACCACCGAGACUUUGCUACUAAUGUGUCAGCAUUAUUUAAUAUAAAUCGUAAAGACAAAACACACCUUAAAUUUUACAAUGAAUGUAAAGAGAUAAAUACACGAUUGAAGGCGAAUCUGUCAUCCAAUCCAAUUUCGGAAAAACAAAUAAUAGACAUAUUAAGCGUUGCAAAAUACCUCGAUAACAUAGGUGAACCCCUGGCCUCCAUCAUAAGGCAAUCCAAACCGCAAUCGUUAGAAGAAGCAUACGAAGCCGUAUGCAUCAACCAAAAUGCUGAAAUCCGAUCUAAGCCGUUCAGAUUUCAUUCACAAUCUAAACCCCAGAGUCAGCCCGGUAGCAGUGGUUCUAACAACAACAACAAUUAUUAUGGCAAAACUAAUGCGAACGGUAAUAAAUUUGCGUAUAGAAAAGUGCAUCAACCUAAGCCCCGCGCAGAACACAACAACAACGAAGUCGACGUAGAUAUCAGUGACGAUGAAGAAAAUGAUGAAAACGUGAAUGCAGUGCAGAGUGAUGAUUCAAAUUUUACGACGACAGGGAACAGGAAACAACAACGUAAACAAUUUUAUUCCAUACAUUCGCUGCCGGUCUAA
Messenger RNA from Armigeres subalbatus, 1103 nucleotides. RefSeq lists its product as uncharacterized. NCBI's taxonomy places the organism in Eukaryota, Metazoa, Arthropoda, Insecta, Diptera, Culicidae. The record is from RefSeq and is a predicted model, not a curated record. The transcript has a single exon. The coding region runs from base 159 to 1103 and encodes 314 amino acids.